CACGCCCUCCCUCCCCUCAAGAGACAACCGACACCGACGCCGGCUGUUCUCUUUGCCCUUGAAGUCACACAGGUCAGAGCUGCCGUCGAAGUGUCUUGUUGGCGUGAGAAGUUCCUGUUUCGUCUUCGUUGUUGUAUUUAACCUCACACAAUGUCCAAGAUUGGAAUUAACGGAUUCGGCCGUAUCGGCCGCCUAGUGCUGAGGGCGUCUUUGGAAAGAGGCGGGCAGGUGGUAGCGGUGAACGACCCGUUCAUCGGCCUGGACUACAUGGUGUACAUGUUCAAGUACGACUCGACGCACGGUCGCUUCAAGGGCGAGGUGGAGGCCAAAGACGGCUUCCUGGUCGUCAACGGCUUCAAGAUCGCGGUGUUCUCGGAGAGGGACCCCAAGGCCAUCCCCUGGGGCAAGGCCGGAGCACAGUACGUCGUGGAGUCGACCGGAGUGUUCACCACCAUCGACAAGGCCUCGGCCCACCUGGAGGGCGGAGCCAAGAAGGUGAUCAUCUCCGCCCCGAGCGCGGACGCGCCCAUGUUCGUGGUGGGCGUGAACCUGGAGGCCUACGACCCCAGCUUCAAGGUGGUGUCGAACGCGUCGUGCACCACCAACUGCCUGGCGCCGCUGGCCAAGGUCAUCCACGACAACUUCGAGAUCGUGGAGGGGCUGAUGACGACGGUGCACGCCGUCACGGCCACGCAGAAGACGGUGGACGGGCCGUCGGGCAAGCUGUGGCGUGACGGGCGCGGCGCGGGCCAGAACAUCAUCCCCGCGUCGACGGGCGCGGCCAAGGCCGUGGGCAAGGUGAUCCCCGCGCUCAACGGCAAGCUGACCGGCAUGGCGUUCCGCGUGCCCGUGCCGAACGUGUCCGUGGUGGACCUGACCGUCAGGCUGGGCAAGGGGGCGUCCUACGACGAGAUCAAGGCCAAGGUGAAGGAGGCGGCCGAGGGACCGCUCAAGGGCAUCCUGGCCUACACGGACGAAGACGUCGUCUCGUCGGACUUCAUCGGCGACAACCACUCGUCCACCUUCGACGCCAAGGCCGGCAUCCCGCUCAACGACAAAUUCGUCAAGCUCAUUACCUGGUACGACAACGAGUACGGCUACUCGAGCAGAGUGAUCGACCUCAUCAAGUACAUGCAGUCCAAGGACUAGACGCCCGGCGACCCCCGUCCACUCGUGCGCUGCUUCACUAGUCAUUGUUGCCCAGCGCUCUCGCUGCGUGCUGCUGCGAGCUCACCUUCAUUCAACAUGUCCUAUUCCAGUUAAUAAAGUACCUAUGUUUCAUGUGUUGCUCUGUUUUUGUGUAAGAAGAUAGUUGAUUAAACGUUAGCCCACAAGGCAGUGGAA
Bacillus rossius redtenbacheri is the source of this 1344-nucleotide messenger RNA. RefSeq names its product glyceraldehyde-3-phosphate dehydrogenase 2. Bases 151 to 1149 code for a protein of 332 amino acids. The transcript is spliced from 8 exons. Gene Ontology annotation, cellular component: cytosol. NCBI's taxonomy places the organism in Eukaryota, Metazoa, Arthropoda, Insecta, Phasmatodea, Bacillidae. Gene Ontology annotation, molecular function: NAD binding; NADP binding; glyceraldehyde-3-phosphate dehydrogenase (NAD+) (phosphorylating) activity. Gene Ontology annotation, biological process: glycolytic process; glucose metabolic process. The record is from RefSeq and is a predicted model, not a curated record.